CGAGCCGGGCAGCGGGGAGAACCGGGGGACCCUUGCGCGCCCGGCAGAAGGAGGAGCAGGGGGAGAAACAGGAGGAGGGAGAAAGGGUUGAAGGACGUGGUCACCUGCCCAGAUAGGAGCCACUCCGCCCUGCCGCGUCUUAGGCCAGGGCCUGGGCCUCCCCUAGGUGACAGACCGUGGCCGCCAGUAAAGGUUGGAUCGCGGCUUCACUCCAGGGGCUGCUGCUGAGCGCGUACCCGCCUGGCCCCAGCGUGCGGCACCGGACCCCGGCGAGCACGCGCGCGCGCCCCCGGGGCGCAGGGAGCGAGGCCGGCUGCGGGGCCGAGCCGGGAGCCCCGCCUCUCGGCUGCUCACUUCGUCUGGCGGAUCGGCGAACCCCGGGACUGCCACUGUGCGCGCCCCCGAAGCGAUGCAGAGCACCCGAGCCUCUGAAGUGCGGUGCUUUCCCACAUACCUCCUGGAGUUCUGAAGGGGUGCAGACAUGGCAGGCAAUGCGGCAGACAGCGCCAACCACCUGCCCUACUUUUUUGGUAACAUCACCAGGGAAGAGGCUGAAGACUACCUGGUCCAGGGAGGCAUGGCGGAUGGGCUCUACCUGCUGCGCCAGAGUCGCAACUAUCUGGGUGGCUUCGCGUUGUCCGUGGCACACAACAGGAAAGCGCACCACUACACCAUCGAGAGGGAACUUAACGGCACCUAUGCCAUCUCCGGUGGCAGGACCCAUGCCAGCCCGGCAGACCUCUGCCACUACCACUCCCAGGAGCCUGACGGCCUCAUCUGCCUCCUCAAGAAGCCCUUCAACCGGCCCCCGGGGGUACAACCCAAGACCGGACCCUUUGAGGAUCUGAAGGAGAACCUCAUCAGGGAAUACGUGAAACAGACCUGGAACCUUCAGGGCCAAGCUCUGGAACAAGCCAUCAUCAGUCAGAAGCCCCAACUGGAGAAGCUGAUCGCCACCACUGCCCACGAGAAGAUGCCCUGGUUCCACGGCAACAUCUCCAGAGAUGAAUCGGAGCAGACAGUCCUCAUAGGAUCAAAGACCAAUGGGAAAUUCCUGAUCAGGGCCCGAGAUAACAACGGCUCCUAUGCUCUGUGCCUGCUGCACGAAGGGAAGGUUUUGCACUACCGCAUUGACAGGGACAAGACGGGGAAGCUUUCCAUCCCUGAGGGGAAGAAGUUCGACACCCUCUGGCAGCUAGUGGAACAUUACUCUUACAAGCCAGAUGGGCUGUUAAGAGUCCUCACCGUACCAUGCCAAAAGAUAGGCGCACAGAUGGGUCACCCACAAAGUUCAAAUGCCCACUCUGUGACUUGGUCACCGGGUGGAAUAAUCUCAAGAAUCAAAUCCUACUCCUUCCCAAAGCCUGGCCACAAAAAGCCUGCCCCGCCCCAAGGGAGUCGUCCAGAGAGUACUGUGUCCUUCAACCCCUAUGAGCCAACAGGAGGGCCCUGGGCCCCAGACAGAGGCCUUCAGAGAGAAGCCCUGCCAAUGGACACAGAGGUGUAUGAAAGCCCUUACGCUGACCCUGAAGAGAUCCGGCCCAAAGAGGUCUACCUAGACAGAAGCCUGCUGACCCUGGAGGACAAUGAACUGGGCUCUGGUAACUUCGGGACCGUGAAAAAGGGAUACUACCAAAUGAAGAAAGUUGUGAAGACAGUGGCUGUGAAAAUCCUGAAGAAUGAGGCCAACAACCCCGCACUGAAGGAUGAGCUGUUGGCCGAGGCGAACGUCAUGCAGCAGCUGGACAACCCCUACAUUGUGCGCAUGAUUGGAAUCUGCGAAGCGGAGUCCUGGAUGCUGGUGAUGGAGAUGGCAGAGCUGGGGCCCCUCAACAAGUACCUGCAGCAGAACAGGCACAUAAAGGAUAAGAACAUCAUCGAGUUGGUUCACCAGGUUUCCAUGGGAAUGAAGUAUUUGGAAGAAUGCAAUUUCGUGCACAGAGAUCUGGCUGCGAGGAACGUGCUUCUGGUCACCCAGCAUUACGCCAAGAUCAGCGAUUUUGGUCUCUCCAAAGCCCUUAGUGCUGACGAAAACUACUACAAGGCCCAGACCCAUGGGAAGUGGCCCGUGAAGUGGUACGCCCCCGAGUGCAUCAACUACUACAAGUUCUCCAGCAAGAGUGACGUCUGGAGCUUCGGGGUCCUGAUGUGGGAAGCGUUCUCCUACGGGCAGAAGCCUUACAGAGGGAUGAAAGGAAGUGAAGUGACCACCAUGCUGGAGAAAGGGGAGCGUAUGGGGUGCCCUCCAGGAUGCCCCAGAGAGAUGUAUGACCUCAUGAACCUUUGCUGGACAUAUGAGGUAGAGAACAGGCCGGGAUUCUCAGCUGUGGAACUGCGGCUUCGCAAUUACUACUACGACGUGGUUAACUAACAGCUUGGGUGCCUGUCAUUGGCCACCUUGGACCCUGGAGCGAUUACAGAAACUUCAUUCAGAUGAACUGGUUUCCAGAGUUUCCUCUCCUUCUGCCCUGGGUGAGAGCUGAGCCAAGCUAGGACUCACCUUCACCGCCGAUCUGAUCCCAAAAGACAGGGCAGCAGCAAGACCCAUGUGUUCAUCAUUCUGGUUUUUGCUUCCAUCCGUGUGGUUUUCAUUAUGGCUCACAUUCGGGAACAGUUUCCAAAUCCUCGUCACAUCGUUCUGUUCCUCUGGGUCCGGGAUUGCAAUGUUCCCCUGCGAUCAGGAAAGUGCCGUGAUACUUAAGCAAAGGAAAUAAAGAGAAAACUCAGCGGCACAGCUGGCAAGCCCCAAGGCGGUUAAGGACAGUCACAAGCCUGGACACUGGUUCUGCUCUUGCACCGGAGACAGAAAAACCACAUGGAUGAGGCACUCUGACUUAGCUGACACGGCCCUGGCGUCUGCCUUCCCGCAGAAUGACUUCAAGUCUGUCCUGGUGUGCUUGCAGGAGGAGGUGUGAAUAACGUUCCACACACACGGAGGCUGCCGGGGAAGGUGGGCCCCCUCGACCCUCUACAAAUGAGCAGAGUGUGUCGGGGUCAGAACCCCUCCCUUCUGCGGAGGGAGCGCAGCCAGGAUCCCUUCUGAGUCCGUGAUGCCACGCAUGUCUGCUGGGUACUUUUCUCAUUGCCUCCACAAAAGACCCCACAAGCAAUUUAGGGAGGAAGGGUCAGUUUGGGCUCACAGUUGGGAUAGGCCAUCAUGGUUGAAAAGACUUUACAACAGGAAGGAGAGACUUGGCGGCCUGAGCAGGAAGCUGGAAGGUCACGUGACACCACACGCAGGAAGCAAAGCGUGAACAGAAAGUGGGGUCAGGCUAUACGGCCUCAAAGCCGCCACCACCCCAGUGAUCCACUCCCUUUAGCAAGGCCCUACCUCCCAAAGGUUCUCUAGCUUCCUAGACAGUGAGUGCCACCAGCCAGGGACCAAGUGUUCAAGCGUGUGAGCCUUGAGCGGUGGGGUACUUCACAUUCAAGCCACGGCAGGAUCCGCCCGUUUCUGUUGCUGUAGCUGAACACCUAGAAGGGCCAUGUACAAAGAAACCAAUCUGUUACGUGUGCGCGCCCCCUCUGCUGUAGAGCUUGGAACUUCCACCAAGCAAGUGCAGCGCGAGGCAGGGGCCUUCCUACAGCGUUAAACAGAGCAGGUGAGCCGUCUCAGGCCUGUCCUCCUCUUAUGAAGGCCCUGACCCCAUCUCAGGGCCCCCCUCAAGACCCCACCUCAUCCUCCAAAGGCCCCAUCUCCAAACACCAUGCCAGUAAAUCUGGGUACUGAAUCUCCAAUACAUGGACCCUGAAGGGGCACAUUCAGACCAGAGCAGAGGGCAACACAGUGACCAGGACCAUCUCAAGAUGAGUUUCUGAAUGGAAUUCUUAAUUCACAAUAAAACCAGAGAUUUGAUCUUCACCACGAGAAAGCCUUGCUAAGUGCAAUUCUGAGCUGAGGUCAUGUGACCUGAGUACCGCUCUAUCCUCCUAGCCUUGGCUUAUGUGUGGCCUCCCAUUUGAUCAUACACAAAGUGUCACCCAUUCAUAGCCCUUUUGCUGAGGACCUUAAGAAUUACAAAGGCUGCAUAGCCCUCAUUCUGUGUCUGGGAAUAAAUACAAACCUCGUCUUCACCUCUGAGACGCUGUGACACAUACAGGCAGGGAUGGUGUGGGAAGCCCCGUGGGUGGUGGGUGAAGAAUGGAGAAAGGGUGUGAUCAGUGCCUUUCAGACUGUGGACGCAAUGACCUCUCUUAGUCAGGGGCCCUUUAAAGAAGAGUUAAGAAGUACUUAGAAGCCAUCAAUGUGUUUGGAAUCAUGCUGACAGAUCAGUCGUCUCAUUAAAGAGGGGACCCCUGUUGCACUCACUGAGCAGACCCACAGAACACAGAAUUACUGAUGAAGACCCAUGGGUCAGGCACUUGCAGGUUUAGAGUCAGGAAAGGAAGGGACCGAUGUAUUGGUUAUGGAGACAGGACUAUCUGGACCACAUCUGAGCAAGGACUCUGCUCCCGCCUUCCCCUGUCCCCAGGGUGGGGUUAUAGAUAAGAAAGGUCACCUCGCAGGUUGGAGAGCACAGGGGACAACCCUGUGGAAGCCUCUGUCUUCUUUUUGGCCUCUCUAGCAGCGUUUCUCCUUUCCAGGGGUUUGAGGCUGACCAUUGUCUAGAUAAUGGCUGAGCAGGAUGGAGGCAGGGCCUCUGCCUUCCUCUAGAAGGUUCUGUGUACAGACUUCGCACUGGGGCCAGGUUCAUCCCUCUCAUCUGGUGAAGAUCGUGUCUUGCUGACAAGAUUAACUCUCUCCCCUGGGGCCACAGAGAAGGACAGACCGGGAGAAGAUCCUCCCCGGAUGAUUUCCACUACAGAUGCUCAAAAUUUGCAAGGUCAGGAACCAGUCUUGGCUGGGUCCCGUUUCAUGAGCUGCCUCUGAAGACCAGAGCCCCUUCUACCUGGCAGCUGGGCUCACUGUGUACCUUUUCCCUGUGACCCUGUGUCAGCAGAGUGCAAAGCUGCCUCACCACACCCCCAAAUACAAAUACCUCACGCAGAACUGAAUGUCUCUCCAGUAAACACCCAAGCCAACCGAUCAUUAAAAUGGUCUGUGCGUGCACUGGGACACGUCCCCCUGCGCCCAGCCCUGCUUCGUGUGCCAGACGGUGACUCCACAGGGAUGCCAGCCCUUGCGAUUGCAGCUCUCCCUGCAGAGCGAAGCCCUGGUUGCCAGUGCCAGCAAGCACUCCCACCAGUAGCGGUGCAGAGCGUUUAUUUCAGAAAUUGUUCUUAAUAAAGAUCUCCUGUUA
This is a messenger RNA of Mesocricetus auratus (golden hamster), 5240 nucleotides long. RefSeq names its product spleen associated tyrosine kinase (gene Syk). Gene Ontology annotation, cellular component: extrinsic component of cytoplasmic side of plasma membrane; cytoplasm. Gene Ontology annotation, molecular function: signaling receptor binding; ATP binding; non-membrane spanning protein tyrosine kinase activity. Gene Ontology annotation, biological process: positive regulation of cell adhesion mediated by integrin; positive regulation of B cell differentiation; B cell receptor signaling pathway. The record is from RefSeq and is a predicted model, not a curated record. Bases 482 to 2371 code for a protein of 629 amino acids. The transcript has 14 exons. Lineage: Eukaryota; Metazoa; Chordata; Mammalia; Rodentia; Cricetidae.